Hypanus sabinus (Atlantic stingray) is the source of this 4031-nucleotide messenger RNA. Its product is annotated as forkhead box protein N1-like. Gene Ontology annotation, molecular function: transcription cis-regulatory region binding; DNA-binding transcription factor activity, RNA polymerase II-specific. NCBI's taxonomy places the organism in Eukaryota, Metazoa, Chordata, Chondrichthyes, Myliobatiformes, Dasyatidae. The transcript has 10 exons. The record is from RefSeq and is a predicted model, not a curated record. The coding region runs from base 960 to 2402 and encodes 480 amino acids. Gene Ontology annotation, biological process: regulation of transcription by RNA polymerase II.
GAAGGGAAAGAAUAGAUAGAGGGAGAGAGGGAAAACGUGAUGGGAAAGUGAAAGGGGGAAUGGGAGAGCAAAACUGGAAGGGGAGUACAGAAAGAAUGUGAAAGGAACGAGAAAGUGAAAGGGGAUCGUAAGGGCAAAGUGAGAGCAAUAUGGGGUUAGAAGGCAGAGGAAUGCGGAGCUUGAAACUGGGUAAGUGAAUAAGGGGGUAACAGGAAGGUGGAUGCGCUAAGGGGUGAGGGAAUGAAGAGAUGAGGGGCAGGAGUGGCUGAGUGAAGUUGAGAAAUAGGGUGAAAGAAGUGUCAGGAGAGGGAUCCAGAAACAUUUUCAGGGAAACUGGGGAAACAGACAGGGAGUGAAGUGGGAAACUGGGAGACAGACGGAGCAGAGUGGGAGACUAGGGAGACGGACAGGGAGUGGAAAGGGAUAGUAAGAGACACUGGCUGACAGGAUGGGCUGAUAUGGGAAAUAUGAACGGGAGAAGUUGAGGAACUGAAGUAGAGAGCCUGAGGAAUGGUAUCCAUGAGGCAAACGGGCUGACUGAACCUGAGGCUAAUAGGGAGGUCAGUAGAAAAAGGGAAACAGCCAGAUGAAGACACUGAUCAGCAAUGUUUAGGUUAAUCCACACUAAGCCGAUGAAGGAGCCCGAGGAUGGCACCGUCGUGGCACAAGAGGAGGCUGUGGAGUGACAUGUCGAAAAGGGAAUGGGAGUUAAAACGUUUGGACACCAGGAAUUUCCACUUUUGUUGGAUGGAGCAGAGGUGCUCAAUGGGUUUUUACGCCGAGUCUCACCAAUGCAGCGGGGGCCUCAUCGGGGGCACUGGACACAAUGGACAACCCCAGCAGAAUCACAGGACUGAGCAAGUUUAGUGGGGUGAAUACUAUUGCCGAGGCAGUGAACAGCAGCAAAGGUCUGGCAGCUCUGAGCUCUCUGCCAGAAUCUGUCUCAAACACGGAGCUGGAUGGCUUUAUCCAACUGCAAGUACAAUAUGGAGCAGGAACGCAUCUCAGAGACAGGUUUUGUGAUGAGCCAGGCUGGCCAGACAGAGCAUAUGUCAGUCCACAGUGCUGUGUGCCAUGGACCACCAGACCUCUGCUACCUACCAGAAUCACUGGACAACACCUCUCUCAUCAGCCAGCAGCAAGGCGACACUCCGCUGCUGGCAGUGGAGAUGCCGCAGCACCUUCUGCACUCUGUUCCGAAAUCCGGGUACGAGGCCAAACCCUUGGCUGCUCAUGGCCUUGAGCAGGUGGGACACCGUGAGCUACUACAUUACCAGUCUCCAGCACAACGUGACUACUGUCCUCCUCCUACUUCGCGGCAGCAGUAUGUUGGUUGCACCGGGCGCAUCACGUCAUCUGUUCCCUACCCCUACCAGAGGAUUGCACCUCACAUUAACCAGGAUCCGCACCAUCUGCUAUACCCGAAGCCCAUUUACUCUUACAGCAUUCUGAUCUUCAUGGCCCUGAAGAACAGCAAAACAGGGAGCCUGCCUGUCAGUGAGAUCUACAACUUCAUGACAGAGCACUUUCCUUAUUUCAAGACGGCACCAGAUGGCUGGAAGAACUCGGUAAGACACAAUCUCUCGCUCAACAAGUGCUUUGAGAAGGUUGAGAACAAAUUUGGGGGCAAUUCUCGGAAGGGCUGUUUGUGGGCUCUCAACCCCAGCAAGAUGCACAAGAUGCAGGAGGAGCUUCAGAAAUGGAGGCGGAAGGAUCCGGCUGCCGUUAGGAAGAGCAUGGCCAAGCCAGAUCAACUGGACAAACUGAUUGGAGAAAAAAGUGAUAAAACCAGGCCUUCAGUAUCAGUGCCAGACUGUGCUCACCUAGAGACAGUGCUGCCUGGCCGGGACACGUCCCAUUCUAGUCUGGGCCAUGUUGAACCUCAGUUCUUGCUAGCCCCAGCUCGGCUCCCCCCACACAGUGCAGACAGAACUCACAUGAACACCAGUGCAGACCCCUCUGAAAGCCACAGCCUACCUCAGGUUCAACAGCCCAAGCGGAGCAGAGCCCAUGCUGACUGCGUACUCGAACCAUCGCCAUCAGUGCACUGUCCACUUCUCCACAACGUUUCAGACGUCACCAGCCUCCUGCACGUGGAGCAACCCAAAGACAAGAGUGCAGAGCACAUCCCCCCGGAAUCAGAUCCCAGCACAGACAUCGACGGCCUAAAUCCCAGUCUCGUGGACUUUGAACUUCAAGGUAAUCUGUGGGAGGUGCUGAGGGAUGAGAAUUUAACCCUCGACCCGCUCUUCUCGGUGGUUCCCUUCUGGACAGACGUGGCCGGAGUCACUCGUGAUUGGGGGAUCAUCAGUGGCCCGGCCGAGCCCCAGCCGCCGGACUGUCCCGGAUCAGGCACCAAGCCCUGCUCCCAUCCUGACUCCUCCCCAGUGACGCUGGUAUAAGAGCCGGCUGACACCAGCCUGUCGAAUAAAAUCACCUCCAAAUGGUGAGCGACACCGCAAGCGCCGUCAAAGUUGCAAAAUACUAUCACACACGGAUGGCCGUGGGACAGAAUCGUGGUUUUAACCAAUCACAAGGCUCAAACGCAGCCUAUCAUGGUUCAGGACAUUGACCCUACAGUCAGUUAUAGUCAAUAAUACUGUUUGGAAUUAGCCAAUCAUGAUUGGCAAGUUCCUUGUAGCCAAUCGCAGGAGCAUCUGAGAGGGGUUCGCAACAUUUAUGCAAAAUGUUUUUAAAUGUAUUUCCGUUCCAUUCCCAGUUGCUGGUAGAGAGCAGACAUAGAGCUCUAUGGGCCCAUUACUCCAGCAUCACCUCUGGAUGUGAUAUUCUUAUUAUAUAUUUCAAAGUAAUAUGCCAUUUCCGCCCAAUUACCACCCAAAAAAAUCUGUACGUCUUCGGAAUACGGGAGGAAAUCGGAGGAAACUCACGCAGUCACGGGGAGAACGUUCAAAUUUCUUACAGACGAUGGUGGGAACUGAACCCGCGUCGCUGGCACUGCAAGGUUAAUUGCUACGCUAUAGUCUCGCUCUAUAUGUUCCCAUCCUGAGAAUGAGUGAGGGCUGAGGUGGACGGCAUGAAUCUCUAGAUCAGAGAAGUACAGCACAGAAGCAGGCCUUUCGGUCCAUCUAGUCCAUGCGGAAACCAUUUAAUCUGUCCAUUCCCAUAGCCCUCCAUACCCUUACUAUCCAUGUACUUACCACUAAGUGCAAACGUUAACUCCUCCAAGACUACUCUGCAUUCAUAAUGUCACAACUGAUCUUCCAGUCCCAGAGCUGGUUCCUGCUCUCUUCACGUUACCCAAUCCCUUGAGCCCUAAACCCUAGAAUAGUCAAAGUACACCAAUGAGGUCUUCUGGCCUGUCUAGUCACUGGUUGCCUAGUCCCACCUACCUGCACCUGGACCAUAACUCACCAUCUAAAUUUCUCUUAAACGUUGCAGUUGAACCUACAUCCACCAUUUCUGCUGGCAGAUUGUUCCACAGCUACACCACCUUGAGCUAAGUAGUUCCCCUGAAAUAUUUCUCCUUUCACCUUAAACCCAUGACCUCUUUAGGCUCCCACACUAAGGGGAGCAUUUACCUUGCAUUUACCCGAUCUAAACCCCUCAUAUACGUUUAUCAAAUCUCCCCUCAUUUAUUUAUGUUCUAACCUAUUCAACCUUUGCUCAUAACUCUGGUGUUAAAUUUCAGCAACCUCCUUGCAAAUUUUCUCAGCUCUUUUUCAAGCUUUAUUCAGUAUUGUGUUCAGUUCUGAUUACCUCAUUCCAGGAAGGAUGUGGAAGUUUUAGAGAGGAUGCAGAGAAGAUUUACCAGGAUUAGAGAACAUGUCUUGUUUGAGUGAACUGGGGCUUUUCCAUUUGAAAGAGGAUGAGAGAUGACUUAAUAGAUCCAUAGAAGACGAUAAGAGAAAUAGAUUGAGUAGACAGCCAGAAACGUUUUCCUAGGGUGGGAGAACCCUGUACAUUGGAUAUUUGAUGGUCUAUUUUAUGGGUUCUUUGUUAUGUGGCUGCCUGUAAGAGAACAAGGUUGCAUAAUGUAUACAUACUUUGACAAUAAAUAACUUUGAACUUGA